GGGCGGGGCAGGGCUGCGGCCAUUGCGGCCCGGCCGGCUGAGGGGACGCGUCGCUGCCGCCGCCGCUAUGGUGUCCUGGAUGAUUUCCCGAGCGGUCGUGCUGGUGUUUGGGAUGCUGUAUCCUGCAUAUUACUCAUACAAAGCUGUGAAGACAAAAAAUGUGAAGGAAUAUGUUCGCUGGAUGAUGUACUGGAUUGUGUUUGCCCUUUAUACAGUCACUGAAACAAUAACUGACCUAACAGUCUCUUGGUUUCCACUGUACUAUGAACUGAAGAUAGCUUUUGUUAUCUGGCUCCUUUCCCCAUACACUAGAGGGGCAAGUUUAAUCUACAGAAAAUUCCUCCACCCACUGCUUUCUUCUAAAGAAAGGGAGAUUGAUGAGUACCUCGUCCAAGCCAAAGAAAGAGGUUAUGAGACCAUGGUGAAUUUUGGAAGGCAAGGGUUGAAUUUGGCAGCAACUGCUGCAGUGACAGCAGCUGUGAAGAGCCAGGGUGCAAUCACUGAGAAGCUGAGAAGUUUCAGUAUGCAUGAUUUGACUGCUAUACAAGGAGAUGAGCCUGUUGGACAGAGACCUUAUCAGACACUGCCAGAAGCUAAAAAGAAAACCAGAGCCUCUACAAGUGAAUCUUCAGGUUACAAAACUCCACUGGAAAAUAAUCCUGGAGAUGAUAAAACAGAUGAAGAGAUGGAGGGGACCUAUUCAGAGGAUGAAACGUUUGCUCAGAGAGGCCUUCGGAGAACUCAGAGCAUGAAAUCCGUGAAAAGUGUGAAAGGCCGUAAAGAGAUACGAUAUGGAUCACUGAAAUCCAGAGUAAAGAAGAGACCUGCUGUGUACUUCUGAGUGUGCUGCACAAUGCCUGCCAGAGAAACUGCUGUACUAAAAUAACUUGAAUUCAAGUGUUAAAGAUCUGUGUAUAAUUCCUAGGAUGAGUCUGUAUGAACAGAUACGGUAGGACUUGGUUUUGUGAGCCCAAGUGAUCGGAUAAAGUAUUACUCUAUUUUUCUACAAUUACAUAUUGUUUAGAUUUAAAUCUGGACAACUCACAGCAUGAAUUUCAGCACUCCUUAACUAGGAGUUAAAUGAGUAAAUACCCUUUUACCAGAGGUAUUGGACAGAUUGAAAUAAUUUGAACUCCAAUUGAAUUAGCAGAAGCUUUAAGUGUCUAGAGCUUGUGAAAAUUGAACCGUGGUGUCCCCAAGUUUACAUUGAAAGAUAGAUAUACUUGAAAUAUUUUUCUGAACUACAAUUCUUGAAAAGGCCUUUGUGUAAUUUUUAAAUGUACAGUUUAAAGGGCAAUGGUGGGAAAGAAAAAGGAAAGAUGAGGUAGGUAGGAUACAUCCUUAACAUCUUGCAUCAUAUUGCCAAGCUUAGCAAACUGGGGUACAUAUAGCACUUUAUGCAAAACUGUAUGGUUUUGCACACUCUUAAUGAUUUACAACUGCACAUGUCAUUUUAGUGACUUGCUAGAUAGGUUAGAGUUACAUUUUGAAUGCCAGCAAUUCUUGUAUUUCAUAAUCUUUUUAAAAUUUAUCUUGAUUCCUUAAGUACACUUAGGAUGCUGUAGAUACUUGCUACUAACAAUAUUAUCAGGUGCCUUUCUGUGUAUUAUAGGGCUGUGUGGGUUUUGUCUCUGUGUUUUGGGGGGAGUUUGGGGGGGUUUUUUUUGGGUUUUUUUUGCUUGUGGGGUUGUUUUGUUUGUCCGUUUUCCUCCAUCUAAAGAGAUAUAACAUGAUUUAAGUCGGUUUUUGGAUGAAAUUAUGAUGAGUAAAACUUGUAGCAAUUCCAGUGAUACACCUCAGGGAUCUGAUCAGCCCACGAGCUGUGUGUUCAAGUCAUGCUGCCAUAGAGGCAUCUAUGAUAGGUUAGUCAGGCCCUGGUUUAGUUUUGCUCUAAGAACAAAUAUAUUUAUAUAUAUAUGUACUUUAGAACCUGUAUGAGUGUAUAUUUCUCAUUCUAAAAUGGUCUGUGUAGUACUUUUUUAUUGCUAGAGUUAUUACUAACAUAUUUGCAUAUAAAUAGCUUCUUCUGAGAGUUGAUUUAGGCAGUCAUUUUACAGCCUAGAGUCCCAUGGCAUAUCUGCACAGAGAUUCAUUUUGCCAUGUCUUUCAAUGCAGUGGCUUGUCAAAAUUACUUUUUUAGGUCACCUUUGGUACUAUUUUCUGCAGUUCUGAGAAUCAGGCUGAUUUCAGUUUUCUCUGUGACUGUAUUUCUACUGUGCAUUCAGGGAGCAACCACUCACCUUUUGCAGACAGUGUUUUAUUAUGGGUCAGACCUUGUUACUCCCCUAAAGAGAAAAUGGCUCCCUUGGAUCUCUGGCUUCAGUCCUUGCACCUUCCCCCAGGUAUUGACAGCCACCUGCAAGGCUCCUGCCAAGGUCUGAAAUGCAUUCCUGAGGCUUGCACCUGCUGCAGUUCUUUUUCUCUUGCAGCCACAGCAGUGCACUGUGCUCUGAAGCAGGCACCUGAUGGGCUGCAGUGUCCAGGGCAGUGUCCUGCACGCUGGGCCGGGUCUGUGUGCUCUGGGUACCAGUGCAGCUGGGCUGUGGUGGGGCUGCUCCCCCCUGCCUGUGGGAGGUGUCUGCAGGCCCUGUGCAGAGCUGUGCCCAAAGGACUCAGCACUGCAGCACCUCUGCGGAACCCCAGAGCUGCCUGAGGAGUCCCAGCAGGCCAGGAGUGAUUAAAAGGGGAAAGUUUGUAACACUGAACUCAGUUUGAUAGCAGAACAGGAAGGCUGCUCUCUCCCGAGUGAGUGCAGUGCAAAAAUCCCAUCCCCUGACCACUGUACCUUGUUAUCCAGCUUUUCUAAGGAGCAGGGGGCAAGGAGUGACAGUCACAGAAGCAACUUCCCUGGGAGCAUGGGGCUUGUGCCCCAGGAAUGUUUGUGCUUCUCAUCUGUCUCCCUGAUGCUUGUCUGUGUUAAGGAAUUAAUAUAAGACAUUAGAGAACCCAACUUGUGUUUGCCCCUCACCCCUCUCUGAACAGCAGACUAACCUGGCCUGGAUGGACUCUCUGACUGCUGCUGUCCAGUUGAGCACUCGCUGACACAUUUUGCUGGAACUAAUCAUGCUUAUUUUACCAGCAGGCAUGGCAAAAAAAUGAUCAUCUUUCUAUAAAUCCCAAUCCUGCAUGGAGGAGUAGGGUAAGCAGUUUUUCCAGUCACAGUCCCUGUUACAGGUUCACACAGACCCUGUUUUGGGGGUUGUGUUUUUAACACAUUUCUAGGGCUAGAGAUCACUGAAGUAUUUUAGGCUCUACCACACUCCUGUCAGGAGUGCUCUGUGUGUCUCUGUGUACCUGAGGCUGUAACUUCUGGCAGAUUUAGCUUGCUAACUCAGUAGUGAUAAAGGCUAAAUAAAUCCUCCUCUUUCUGGAACAGGCAUGGAAUUAGAAAAGCUGGCAGUGUUACUCAGAUUCAUUACUGUUUGCAUAUAAAUGUACAUCUGUUCUUUCAGAUGACUGUCGUACAUGAGCAAACCUUCAGUGUUUUCCUAGCUGUUGUCUUCAGUCUGAUAGCCAACUAUAAAAAUAUUUUCUUGCCAGCCUGAUUUUGAUCUUUGGAUUCAUCCUCAAAGCAGCUCACUGGAUUAUCUUCAUUUUUUUCUUCUUACUGUUCGUUGUUAGCUGAUGCUUGUCAGGGCACAGUGGCAUGGUGAGCUCUCUCCCAGUGAUGUGCAGUUCUCUCUCCUUGUGGAAUUUAGUUUGGUUGAAACACUACAGUCUCUUAACUUGGGUUACAGGGAAUUUUCAAACUUUUCUUGCCUUAGCAACUGCAGAAGUCAUCUGUCUAGCUCGUGCCAGCAAACUUCUUGGAAAAAAAAGUUAAAAAUUGAUGUUAAACAAUCUUUUUGGAUUUGGAAUGUAAAAUGUAGUUCAUGUCAAAUUAUCUAAUCAAAGUGUUUCCUGAGAAUUGACUGACUGCCACCAUCAGGACUGCUAAUGUAGUUAAACAAAGACUUGGGGUUUAAAAGUGCAUUCAAGGAGAAGAUGUAUUUCCAUUUAAAUCAUAUCAAGGUCUCUUUCCAAAAAAUAUCUGAACUGACUCAGCUUUCUUAGCAAGAGCCUACUGGAGUUGUUAAAAUAUCCAGUCUGAGAUGAGGAUUAAAUUGGUGGCCUCAGCUGCAAGUGAGUUUAAGCUGGGCUUUGAUUACAAUGUAAUUGCCAAUAUUGCUAAUUCCUCUGUAUGUGAAAGUAACCGAGUGUUAUCCAACAGACAUUUUGCAAAGUAUAAUGAGUUUUAAAAUAGAAAAUAACUUGGUAAAAGAGAUGGUGGAGAAAAUGCUGGACACAUUCAAUGUGCUGGUCAUGACAAAAAUGUGUUUUAUUUUUGGUGUUGCUUUUAUUAAUGGGAAGUUGGUAUUUUUAAGUAUUUUUUCUACAAAAAUGUAUGUGCAAAGGCAAUACUUUAACAUUUUUCAAGAACUUGUAUUUUUAAAUGCUACAAACCAGAGAAUACGCAUUUGGACUGAAGGUAGUAGCUUUAAAAAUUGCAAUGUAAGCUUUAAUUUUUAUAUUGUAAUAACUUGCUGUCAACUUGUUUACAUAUUUGUAGGAUGGGAACUUCAUUAUGCAUUGACUUACCUUGAUGCUGUCUUUAAUAAAUACUGCUUUGAGCAAGA
Messenger RNA from Prinia subflava (tawny-flanked prinia), 4616 nucleotides. RefSeq names its product receptor accessory protein 3 (gene REEP3). The coding region runs from base 68 to 841 and encodes 257 amino acids. Gene Ontology annotation, molecular function: microtubule binding. The transcript is spliced from 8 exons. NCBI's taxonomy places the organism in Eukaryota, Metazoa, Chordata, Aves, Passeriformes, Cisticolidae. Gene Ontology annotation, cellular component: cytoplasmic microtubule; endoplasmic reticulum membrane. The record is from RefSeq and is a predicted model, not a curated record.